AUGGCCAGGUUGCCCACUGACAGCUUAGCCCCAUGCGGGUUGGUGAACAUCGCGCUGUUCACGGACUCCUAUCUCUUCGAGCGCGAUCUGGGCGCCUCUUGGGAGGCCGUGACCAUCGACGAAAGUCGCGUGGCACUUCCGGCGGACGAUGAGAGCUUCAACAAGGUCACUCAGGACAAUGGCACUAUUUACUUGCAGAAUUCUCGCGCAAGCUGGUUGACUCCAGACAUACUCGAGCACUGGAAGGUGUGGCAACGUACCCCACCUGGGCAGACCGUGCGCAACCUUUGGGGCUAUGUCGAAGGAGGCCUUGAGCUGGGCACCUACAGGAUAAACUUCACGGAGAACAGUGCCAUUUGGGAAGAGUGGGGUGCGCCGGAGAAGCGGCUCAUCAUCACAGGCAACCCAUCAUGGCUGGGCAACCCAGGCGCCAUGCAGGCGGUUGCAGGCUGCAUGUUCUUCCUGGGCGGACUGGAGUUCGUGUUGUUCUUUGCCUUUCUCGUCAUGAUCUUCGGCUGGCAGUCUGUGCCAACCGGUGCUGGGGAUCCAGUAGACAUCGAGCAAAUGGAGGCGGAACCCACCGCCCGGGUGCCGGUGUCGGUCGCUGCGGCGGCACGGCAGGCCACACCGCCGGUGCCGUGCCCUCCAGCGGCAAGGCGCAACGGUUCCCUGCUCCUCUGGACCGUCGACUCUGGAGCGCGAAGCACCGCAGGGAGCGGUCCACGUGGUCCUCCUCGUCCGCCAGAGGUCCCGCAGUCGGGAAUCGCGGGUGCCCGUUUCGCGGAGUGGCUUGUGGGCAACGAGGUGCCGCGCGUGGACUGCGCGGACGAGGCGGGCUUUCAAAACGCCUUGGCCUUGGUCGCGCAGCGUGUUCCAGUGGUGAUGUUGAACCUGAACGUCAUGCCGGCCACGCAGAAGUGGGACGUGGAGUACUUGCGUUCCCACUGCAACGAAUGGCCUGGCAUGAACGUCUUGCGAUCUGACCGUUCCCAGAAUCGCUACCUGUACUACGUCCCGGAGCAAGCUGACCGCGACAUGUCGGCCUUCCGCGAUGCUCCACGUCGCGCGAGCGCUGACUUACGCUUCUCCUUUGAGGGAUUCUUGGAGAGGAGCAAGCAGGACCCCAGUGGCUGCUAUUAUUUGCAAGCGCCACUGGUGUUGCGUCAGCCCGCCUCGGCGACGGCUGAGACCUGGAAGCUCCAGGAGACCUGGAGUCCAGGCCUUACCCCCGAACUGCGCAAGGAUUGUGAGUCCCGAGUGAACUGGCAACGCUUGGAAGCUCUUCAGGCGGCGGGCGGCUUUGGGGAGUGGUCGCGGUCCCAGCUCUUCGUGGGCCCCAGCGAAAGUUUAUCGCCCAUUCACUACGACCAAUACGACAAUAUCUACCUACAGGUCAGAGGCCAGAAGCGCUUCUUGCUCUUUGACCCUCGAUGUGCUGAAGGGCUGUACCCCCUCCCUGUCUCCCAUCCGUAUGACGAGUACGCCAUGGUGGAUUUGGAGCAUCCAGAUCUCAAAGGCUUUCCAAAGCUAGCAGCCCUCAAGGGUCAGGGCAUGGUGACGUGCCUCGAAGCCGGGGAGGCGCUCUUCAUCCCAACGCACUGGUGGCAUCACGUGCAGGGCCUUGCCGGGCCCGGCGACACUUGGAGUAUCAGUGUGAACUUCUGGUUCACCAUUCACAGGGUCAUCUUAGAAGGACAGCACCCGUUCCCACCGCACUUGGAGUUGGAGUUGGCCCGACACGUGGAACUCCUCCUCUCAGAUGUGGGAGGCAGCGCUUCGGUGGGUGCGCUGGCCCGAGAGUUGCGCCAGGACCGGGGGCUUUGCAGGCUCAUGGCUCGUGCUCCCGCGCCCACCAUCCUCUUCUCGACGAGUCUCGGUCAUGCCAUGGCGACCGAUGGCGCGGGAAGAGCUGUGACGGAUCUGGAAGAGCCGGAACUUUGCUCCUCCGAUUCCGGCUGUGCGGUGGUGGAUGAGUCGCCCAGCAAGAAGCGAAAGAAGGCGAUAUCAAGCGCCGGAGGAAAGUCCCAGCCCAAAGAGGCUGAGUCCAAAGAUGAAAAGACAAAGAGUGCUGAUACGCACGUUUCGAAGGCCAAGACAAGCAAGUCUUCGUCCACGCGGGCGGCGGCGCUGCCGCCUGGUUGGAUCAAGGUGGCUUCCAAGUCGCAUCCCGGAGCUUUCUACUAUGCUCACCCAGCCACGAAGCGUACGCAAGCUCAUCCGCCCGCUGCGAUGUACACGGGGCUUCCCGAGCCCAGCGAGCUGACCACGUUGCUGGGCACGCCACUGCCAGGUGCUCAGGUGAAGAAGGCUGCGGAGGAGGCCAAGGAGGCGAAGGAGGCCAAGGCACGCGAGGAAGCGCUGAAAGCGCAGAAGGCCAAGGAAGAGAUGUUGAAGCGUCAAAAGGAACGCCAGCAGAAGCUGCAGCAAGCAGAGGAAGAGGCCAAGAAGGAGAGCGCGCAGGCCGAGGAGGUGAUCCGAAAGGCACGCGAGCGGCGUGCCACGCUGGCAGAGAAUCAAAGCAGCUUCGAAGAGGUUCCGGCCGUGCCCCGCGCUCCCAAGCCGCGGGGCAAGACUGGAAUUCACUUCGAUCGGAGCAAGCCCGAGGAGAUGGCGAACGACGAAGACGAGGAAUCGGAGGAGCUGGACUUGGAUCGCCUCAAAGUGAAGUUCCGCAAGCAGGUUGAGGCGCGGGACAUGGCCAUGAUCCCCGAUUUGGUCUUCGAUGAUGAGCCGCCGCCUCCGCCCCCGCCGCCAUUGGCACCCUUACCGCCGCCGCCCAUGCCGCUGCCAGAAGGGAAUCCUGUGAAGGAUAAGGAGGCGAAGGUGGAUAAGAAAGAAGAGAAGAAGAUGAAACGAAGAGCUAAGAAGCAAGAACUGAAAGCGAUAAAGCAAAAUAUGAGCAAGGAGGAAAAGAAGAGGUUCAAAAAGAUCAGGAAGAUGCAGAAGCUUCAAGCCAAAGUUGCUAAAGCGGAGAAGGCAUUGAAGAAGUCCGAGAAGCAGCUGAAAAAGACCAAGAACGGGUCCGGCUCCUCGUCCUCUUCAUCCUCCAGCAGCUCAUCCUGAGACCGUCCACCGGGUUUUGUGACCCCAAAAAGUUCUCGAAAAGCUCCAGCCUGAGCGACG
Messenger RNA from Durusdinium trenchii, 3123 nucleotides. The record is from the annotation of a GenBank genome assembly. Lineage: Eukaryota; Dinophyceae; Suessiales; Symbiodiniaceae.